AUGAAAGAAUAUAUUGAAUAUUUGUAAGGUCUUUUAAAAUUAAACAAUAUCGAGUUUUAAUAGGAAGAGGAUUUUGUAUAAGGCAAGUUGAAUCAAAUUAAUAAUGAUUUCGGAUAUGAACACAUCAACAGAUAUAAAAGAUAAAUGAUUUUAUCUGAAAUAGGAUUGACUGGAUAGAAGUAGAUUCAUCAAGCAAAGGUAUUAAUUGUAGGUGCUGGAGGCAUAGGAGCACCUGCAAUUUAUUACUUAGCUGGAGCAGGAGUUGGAACAAUAGGAUUAGUUGAUGGUGAUAGUGUAGAUGUUUCUAAUUUACAUCGUCAAAUUAUUCAUAAUAAUGAUAGAUAAGGAAUGAAUAAGGUAUAUUUUAAAAAAUAUCAUAGUGUGAAUCUGCAAAAAAAUAAAUUAAUUAGUUUAAUCCUUUAGUAAAUGUUAUUACUUACAAACAUCAUUUAUCAUCAUAAAAUGCAAUUGAUAUAUUUUAAAAUUAUGAUGUAAUUUUAGAUGCAACUGAUAAUCCUGCUACAAGAUAUUUAAUUAAUGAUACAGCAAUUUACUUAAAUAAACCUUUAGUUUCAGGGUCAUCUGUUGGUUGGGAAGGAUAGAUUACAGUUUAUGGAAUGUAGGGUCCAUGUUAUAGAUGUUUAUUUCCAUAAUGUCCUAAGACUGUAUAGAAUUGUAAUGAAGCAGGGGUAUUUGGAGUAAUGCCUGGGUUGAUUGGACUCAUAGAAGCAUUAUAAGCAAUUAAAAUAAUUAUUGGACAGUAAAGUUUGUCAUAGAAGAUGAUAUUGAUUGAUGGAUUAAGAGAUGUCUAUAAAGUAGUUAAACUCAGAGGAUAAUAGAAGUAUUAAUAUUAUUUAAUAUUUAGGGAUUGUAUUGCAUGUUAGAAAUAAAUAAAAAUAAAUGAAUAUGAUUAUGCUUCCUUUGCAUAGACUAUUUGUAGUUCUUCUGUUCCUUUUAGAGGAGGAUAUAAAGAGAUUGAGUGGAAGGAUUUUCUAUAGAUAUAAAGAAAUGAGAAAGUUGUUUUAUUAGAUGUCAGACCAAGUUAAUAGUACAACAUUAUUAAAUUGGAUGGAUUCAAAAAUCAUCCAUAUCAAUAAAUUGAAUAAUUUUAAAUUGAGGAGAAUAAGGAUAAAGAUAUAUAUAUAAUGUGCAGAAGAGGUAAUAAUUCUAGAUUGGCUUGUGAAUUUUUAAAGGAUAAAAUACCCAAUAUUUAUAAUAUUAUAGGUGGAAUAGAUUUGUAUGCAAAGUUAUAUGAUCCUAAAAUGCCAUUGUUGUGA
This is a messenger RNA of Paramecium pentaurelia, 1277 nucleotides long. NCBI's taxonomy places the organism in Eukaryota, Ciliophora, Oligohymenophorea, Peniculida, Parameciidae. The record is from the annotation of a GenBank genome assembly.